UCCUUUGUAAACCUAGCAUGUUUAGUACAGACAGCUAACAAAAAAGCUAGUCAUUGCUGAAACGGAAGUGUAGCUUACACUCUGUUUACAAAAGUGUUUACAGUUCUGAUAGUUCUGUUUUCUGUCUGAUUCUGGUGUUUUCUCCCGGUGUUCUGUUUGCUGGUUUACCGGUGAUGCUAAUAGCUAAUUGCUGAUGCAACGUUGUGAGCUUUUGCCUCCCCGACUGUCCUUACACAACCGGCUCAGUUGAACGCGUCGGUUCGAUAAUCUGCUGCAGUUCAAACGGCGGUAAUAAGGCGUGAUCCGCGGCUGACCCCCCGCCAUGCUGCAGGAGGGGUCCACGCAGCUGCUGUGCCUCACGGCCGGCAGCGGGGUCCCUCUGUUCGUCAGGGGGGGCUCCAGGCAGCUCCCCUUCUCCGUCAUCGGCUCACUGAACGGCGUGCACAUGUUUGGAGGGGGCCAGGGCGCGCUGCUGUCCUCCUGUGAGACGGAGGACGGGGGCAGAGUGGUGUGGAGAGUGUUCCAGGACAGUGUGAUGCUGAUCGCCGUGUGCUGCAGAGGUCACGGCGGGUCAUGCAGCAGCAGGAUGAUGCAGAUGCGUCUGCAGCGCCUCUUGGAGAACGUGUGGAGCUGCAUGGUGCUGGUGUUGGGGCAGGACGAGCUGCUAAAUGUCAGGAAUGUUGAAAGACUGAAGAAGGAACUGAGGUCCUGCUUUGGCCUCAUUGAUCAGCUGAUUGAAGAAAGACAAGAGGGCAUCAUGGGUAACCUCACGCACUGCGCCGAUUCCCUGCUGCCCUCCAACCCCUCUCCUCUCCAAGAAGCCGUGGACGGAUUUGCUGAGGCAGCGGACAGUGAGUUUGGAUGCCUCAUCGUCCACGGGCGGAUAGUCACUGCGACGGAGAAGUGGUGGCGCCUGGCACCGGCCGAGAUCGUCCUGCUUUCAGCUUUGGUGCGCUCCCUGUCCGCGUCCGGAUCUACCUCCUGCGAUUAUCCGGUUUUCCUGCCGCAGGGCAGUCCCACCGUGGCUCACCGCCUUCUGCGCUUCCAGCUUCUCCCCAGAGCUGACAUGUGCGUCCUGUGCGGUCCCACGCCGCCCCUCCACAGAGCAGAGGCGGAGCUGCUGAGCCGCUUCUGGUUGCCCCUUGUGGACACGUUGAGAGACUGCCUGGACGUGGGAGAGCGCUGCUUUCCAGGAUCCGUGCCGCUGCGGCCUGACGUCCUGGCACUUCUCCUCAUCAACCGUGAAACUCGACGCUCGGUCUCCUGUGUGCAGAGUUCCAGUUAUGCCCUCCCCAAGGCGCGCCGCUGGGAGCUGCUGAAGCUCUUCUACAUCUUCACCGUGUCGCACUACUUCCCCCAGGAGGAGGGAUCUGAGGAGAGCGAUCAGAAGGACGGAGCUGCCGACUUCCUCCUUGGAUUCUCCCACCAGCCUCAACAGUGUUAUUUAGUAACAGAUGAAUGUAAAAGUUACGGCCUUCAGACCCCCCAGCACCAGCUCUACCUGCUGGUCUUACCUUCAGUGCCCACCUACGCGCUGCGCACCAUCGCCACGCAGACUCUGUCUGAGAUACACGCUGCCACUAAAUUCUAAGUUUUCAGGAGAAGAAAAAGAUGUUUGUUUGCAAAAAAGUUGACACAGUCAGAGAUUUUAUGGUACUUAAAAUGAAAAUGCUUUAAUGUUUUUACAGUUAAAACAAAUUCCUGUCUUAAAACUUGAUUUAAAAGUUUUUGAAAUGCACUGGAGAAAAAUGUGAAGAUGUCUUGUGGUUUUGUCUACUGCGGUUUCUUAAAUGAUUAUUACAUUUUUAUUAGGGCUGUGAAAGUUGGCGCAUUAACACACGAUUAAUAAAUCAUAAUUAAUGUGUUCAUGUUUAUUAACGCCCUCAGGCAUCCUGUAAUAAAACUGUCUAAAUAGACUACAACUUUUGUUAUAUUCUGUGAUUGAGAUUGCAUUAAAUUAAAUAGAUAAUAUGGCCAUUAUUUGUAGUUUUUGGACAAAAGUGAUCUUGUAUUUUAAUAAAUAAGGUGGAAAACGAACAGCUCUUAUGCAGCAGCGGCAGAAAUUCGAUUAAAUUUUUAUUCAUAUAGCCCAAUAUCACAAUUCAGUUGCCUCAUUGGGCUUCAUUCAAGUAAUUUUACAGAAACAAAAAGUCGGACAAAAAAUAUAAACAAAAACUAAUUGCUAAACGAAAGUCCCGCCCACCGACGUUGCUGGAGGCGAGUAGUUCAGAACGGACAGACACGCCCCCACCUGUGUAAAUUCCACUUGAGCCAACCUGAAAUCCAGUUGAUCAAACUAAUCCCAAAAAAAUGUUUUAUUAUUUUUCACAAACACAAUAAAGAAAAUGUAUGUGGAAAAA
Messenger RNA from Oryzias melastigma (Indian medaka), 2360 nucleotides. RefSeq names its product fuzzy planar cell polarity protein (gene fuz). Bases 323 to 1591 code for a protein of 422 amino acids. NCBI's taxonomy places the organism in Eukaryota, Metazoa, Chordata, Actinopteri, Beloniformes, Adrianichthyidae. Gene Ontology annotation, biological process: non-motile cilium assembly; vesicle-mediated transport. The transcript has a single exon. The record is from RefSeq and is a predicted model, not a curated record.